Colletotrichum truncatum is the source of this 1671-nucleotide messenger RNA. Lineage: Eukaryota; Fungi; Ascomycota; Sordariomycetes; Glomerellales; Glomerellaceae. The record is from RefSeq and is a predicted model, not a curated record.
AUGCACCUCAGCAGAUGCAAUGCAAGGUCCCCCGCCCUCCAACACAAUACGACGCGACACAUAGCACAGUACUUCAGCUCCCUCGAACGGCUUCACUUCGCCAGCCUUGCCCCCGCUGCCCCUCCAACGCCAAACUAUCUCGACCCCUACUUUGACCGUCCGGAAACCAGCCCAAACCCCCAAACCUUGAAGCAACGACGCAGAGCACGACAGGCCAGACUUGCUUCAGAUCAAGUCACCGACCGCGUCAAGAGACGCAAUUCCCGUCGUUCCAAGGUCACCUCUACCAGCUCCUCUGUUUACGUUCGUCUCCCCGACAAGAUCAAGAGAAGACACAUCACCACCGAAGAGCAGAUUGUUUCGUCUCUCAACCGGAGACACGACAUCAUCCUCGACCCGGCCGAUGAGGCCGUCUACAAGGUCAGGAGAAGAGCUUCCAGCGUUGUGAUUCCGGACGAACUGUGGAGCCCAACUUUAUCCGUGAGACCUCAGACCAUGGAGACCAAGUCCGAGCAGAAGGAGAAGCCCAAAUCCAAGCCCAAGAAGUCUAUGGAAUCCCAGAAGCAGCAGCAGCAGCAGCAACAACAGCAGAAGCAGCAACAAAAGAAAAAGACACCCCAGAGCCCACCGCCCGUCUCUCCUCAGAAGAAGCGAGAUUCCUUUUACGACAGCUUCCGUUGGUUGGAAGAAGACGACGAGCUGGACCUGCGCCUACAACUAGACGACUACCACGCCAACCUCAGGGACGACAUGCCGGCAGCCUCGAAACAGCGCAGGCCGUCGUUCCGCAGACACCUGUCCAUAUCCAAGAUACCCUUUGGUCGCAAUUCGCUAUCCCUCAACCGCCCUGGCACAACACAAGCCGUCACCAGCAACCCGUCAUCCCCGCUUUUUGCAAACGCCCCGGGCAGCCCCCAAGCCACAUCGCCCGGACAUGGCCGGCGGAGAUCUCGCGCCUUGUCUCUGAUCUCACCCAAAUACAGCCCGCAUGACGCCCUCGGUGUCUUCGAUCCCGAAGCCGCCCACUACCAAGACCCGGAGGCUCGCCUGAAGCUGCGUGUGUAUCUCGCAUCGCCUCAAAAAUUCGACGAGGCUAUCGAAUUCGGCUUCCCUUCUAGGGAAGCCAUGUCUCCACAGGCGGCAAGGGACUUCAAGGAUCCCAGAAACAGACAAUCAAAGGCGGCGCUGGCAGACGAGUCGGACACACUCCGCACGUUUCUGGCAGAUGACAGGUCGUCGAUCUACAGUGAAGAUGAGUCGCUCGACUCGGACUCCCCCAAGACGCCUCAGACAGUGGAAAACGCUACGGCACUUCGGCCGCCGCCACCGAUCAAGACAGAUCGGGCGUGCUCGCCCAAGCCGUCCAACGAGUACGCCCGGGGGCCGGCCGAGACGAGGGAAAUGACGCUGCGCAUGACCCUGACGAGACCGGAUCUGCGGGCGCACGAAGAUCAGAUAUACGGUUGGCAGCAGAAGUGCUGCCCACCGGGCAGGAAAUCGCAAUCAAACGCGCUGCGGGACGAGUUCACGGCGCCGACGUUCGCCCGCGAAGGGUCGUCGAAAGAGAGCAUUGAGCGUCAGUUCGCGGCCAUGGACCAGUGGAACGCUCAGACCAACGACCGAGGCGUGAUGAAGCGCUUUUGGAACAAGGUCCGGCGUGGGCCUGCAUAA